AUGAUGAUGGGUGAUCAAUUUCGUAAUAAGGUUGAGCAAUACUCACCAAAAUCAUCACCAAGAGGUGCACGCUCACCAGUUGUGUCGAGACAAGAUUCAACUGGUACAUUAAAAACAACAAUAUCUCUUGGUAAAAAUCCAUCAAUUGUACAUUCUGGACCAUUUUAUUUGAUGAAAGAACCACCUGGUGAAAGUGAAUUGACGGGAGCGACCAACUUGAUGGCCUACUAUGGUCUUGAACAUUCAUAUAGUAAAUUCAGUGGUAAAAAAUUAAAAGAAGCAAUUGGUAAUUUUUUACCAAGUCUUUGUGACAAAAAUGAAAAUCUUGCUCAUCAAGAAAACAGUUCUUUGAGAUCUGUUAUUGAUAAACCACCAAUUGGAGGAAAAGAAUUAUUGCCAUUAACUGGAAUGCAACUUUCAGGUUUUCGUUUACAUCCUGUUAAGAUUUGA
Molecule: messenger RNA, 450 nt
Organism: Aphidius gifuensis
Lineage: Eukaryota; Metazoa; Arthropoda; Insecta; Hymenoptera; Braconidae
Product: mediator of RNA polymerase II transcription subunit 19-like
Exons: 5
Coding region: 1-450 (149 amino acids)
Biological process (GO): positive regulation of transcription by RNA polymerase II
Cellular component (GO): mediator complex
Molecular function (GO): transcription factor binding; transcription coregulator activity
Source: RefSeq, a predicted model, not a curated record